This is a messenger RNA of Aspergillus lentulus, 1206 nucleotides long. The record is from RefSeq and is a predicted model, not a curated record. Lineage: Eukaryota; Fungi; Ascomycota; Eurotiomycetes; Eurotiales; Aspergillaceae.
AUGUAUGCGGCUAUACAGGGGCUGGUUCCUAACGCAGCAUCCAACAUCUUCACAGGUGACGUUGUUGAAGGCGCCGUGUGGCUGGUCAAUGAGACCGAAGUCACUAACGACCUUAGCGAUGCCUACAACGCCCGGAUGCCAUCAUACCUCAAUCUCGUUUACGGAGUGGUUGGUAACCAUGACGCGGCGCCUGUCAAUUCCUUUCCUCCAGCUGACAUCGACACAACCAUUUCAAGUCAACGGGCGUACGAUACUCUUGCGUCCGACUGGACGCAAUGGAUAGGGUCAACGGCUGCCACCACGGUCCAAGUCUACGGGGCAUAUGCCGUGGAGUACCCGGACGGAAAUCUGCGCAUAAUCUCCUUCAACACAAACCUGUACUACAAGGAGAACUUCUGGCUGUACGAAGAGACCAUGGAGAUCGAUCCAAGCGGGCAGUUUGCCUGGCUCGUCAAUGAGCUCGAUGCUGCGGAGACCGCUGGCGAGCGAAUUGUCCCACGGUAUGACGCGACCAUCGCCGCUUUGUUCUAUAGUCACACCCACAAAGAUGAGUUUGAGAUUGCCUACUCCAACUACGCAGAGCAGAGUGCGCAGACUGCGACGAUGAUGUCGUAUAUUGCUCCCGCGCUGACUCCGACAUCGGGGAACCCGACCUUUCGCGUCUAUUCGAUCGAUCCGGUUACAUUUGGCGUGCUGGAUUACACCGUGUACAUUGCCAACAUGUCCAGUUCGAUGUACCAGAGCAGACCUACCUGGCAGAAAUAUUACUCCAUUAAGGAGGCUUACGUUUCUCUUCCGAGUCCCCAUGUCACAGAUAGCGCGAGCGAAAUGACUCCCGCUUUCUGGCACAAUGUCACUGCAUUGUUUGAGAGUGAUGAUAGCGUGUUCCAGGACUACAUUUCCCGCAAGACCAGAGGGUGGGGUGUCACUAGCUGCACUGGUGAUUGCAAGACAUCGGAGAUCUGUCAGCUGCGAGCGGCCGAGGCGCAGUACAAUUGCGUUGAAAUCAGCCCCGGUAUCAAUUUCAAGCGCAGAAAACGAGACGAUACGAGCAGCGGCACAAAGACGGGGAAUGUAUGUGGCGCGUCGGUUUUUGGGGCUAUGUUUGCCAACUUCGAGGAGAGCGUGACGGUAUUCAAGACGGCUGCAGGGGAGAAGCUAGGAUCGAGCUUUCUGAACACUACUGUCAAUAAGACAGCUAUUUAG